Molecule: messenger RNA, 984 nt
Organism: Thelazia callipaeda (thelaziosis nematode)
Lineage: Eukaryota; Metazoa; Nematoda; Chromadorea; Rhabditida; Thelaziidae
Source: the annotation of a GenBank genome assembly
AUGUGUGCUGAAGUGGAGAAGAAAAGGAUAUUAUUGGAAGGACUAAAUUUAAAGACGUCUACAAACGAUAUCGAGAGAUUUUUUACAAGAUGGGGUCCUCUCUCUGAAUGCAUUGUAUUAUUUGACAAAAAAACAAGUCGAUCUCGAGGUUAUGGAUUCAUUUGUUUCGUUAGAAAUUGUCAUUCUGAACAGUGUUUGGAAACACAGCCACAUACAGUGGAUGGUGUACAAAUACAAAUGCGCUUAGUAAAAAAUACAUCAUCAAAUCCUAUCGCCAAGUAUUUACGCACACGAACAAUUCUGGUAUCAUUUCUUGGUGCUCAGCUAACAAUCAGUGAUAUUCAAAAUUAUUUUUCAAGCUUUGGACCAAACAAUGUUGAUUAUGUAGUGGAUCGUAUUACUGAGAAGACGUUAUAUUUUGCUUACGUUACAUUUGAUGAGUCAGAAUCAACUGAAUGCUGUGUUAAUCUCAAAGAACAUUAUAUUAACGGCCAUCGCAUUUUUAUUCGAAAAUUUAUUCGACAGGAAGAUCUGAAAAAAGCUGAACAAAUGGAACGUGUUAAAGCUAUUCAUGAAGCUCAAGUUGCAGCAGAGUUAGAAGAAGAGAUUAAAAGGAGGAGGAUAUAUUUUAAUCAAAAAAUAUAUGAUGAUUAUGCCAUGAAAUUAGCGUUGUUGCACCCGCCUCCUCCUCCAUCACUUCCUGUUCAACCAUCAAAGAAUGACGAUAAAAACACAAAAUUAUCCGCAUCUACGUGGGUGCCUUUAUUGCCAAAUAAUGAUUUUCAACAUACUGCUUCGUACCUUGCUGGUUACGGUUCACGACGAGAAAGUUUCAAGCAGAAUAUAACUUUUCAAGAAUCUGAGCGUUUGAAACAUAGUGGAGCUACAGCAUCACAGUGGAUUCCUUUACCACAUAAGUUCCACCAAACUCCUCUUGUUGGGGAAUACCGUGAACAGAGUGAAGAGCUGAAUGAUAAGUCUUGA